Messenger RNA from Centropristis striata (black sea bass), 7472 nucleotides. It is a transcript of the gene bcl11ba, whose product is annotated as BCL11 transcription factor B a. Bases 1407 to 4022 code for a protein of 871 amino acids. Gene Ontology annotation, cellular component: nucleus. Lineage: Eukaryota; Metazoa; Chordata; Actinopteri; Perciformes; Serranidae. The transcript has 4 exons. Gene Ontology annotation, molecular function: RNA polymerase II cis-regulatory region sequence-specific DNA binding; DNA-binding transcription factor activity. The record is from RefSeq and is a predicted model, not a curated record. Gene Ontology annotation, biological process: positive regulation of transcription by RNA polymerase II.
UAAUCAAUUAGUCUAUCAAAAACCAUAAAAUAAUGUAUGAUUAUUAAUGUUUAUCGCGUUAAAUUGCCAAUUAAAUGGCAAAAAGAGUAAAAGUCUUAUUAAGACGUGUAGUGUAUUAUAUGACAGGCCUUUCCGGUGGUAAAGGUGUCAGUAACAAAGUGGUUUAAAAAGGGUCACGUUAAUUAAAUGCUGACUGGAGUUUAAAUAAUAUUCAGAGGAUUUUACGCACGCUAUCCUGCAAAUGGGAAAAGUGUGUAACGAACGGCACGAGCCUGUAUGCAUUUAAAUUGUGAACACAGGCUCGUGCAAAGUGUCCAGCAUCCCUCGGACGAGGUACGGAAGCCCCUCGGGUCACAAUUUAGCCGAAAUAUAUCCCGUUCUAAUAGUGAUGGGACCCCGGCGGGGAUGAGCUGAGAGACUCUGACCACUGCUGCCUUGCGCGCCACACGCCCGAGUGUGUGUGAUGGUGUGAGAGUGGUGUGUGUGUUUGUCUAUGUGUGUGUAUGUGUAUGUGUGUGUGUGUGUGUGUAUGUGUGUGUGUAAGUGUGUGUGAAAGCCACCACUAGUCGCCCCCAGUGCUCUUCAGUCUCCACUCUCCCUUCUCACCGCAGACUGAACGUCACGUCCGCACUUGAACUUGAGUUUUCUCCCAUUGUAGAAGCCAGAGAGCCGCACAGAGCCGCACAGAGCCGCACACAGCCCGGGGAUGCGGGACUCUGCAGCUGACACAAAGAGAAAAGAGGGUGGCAGUCUGUCUUCAAACCAGCACUGGGCUUUGACUUAAAGAGUUAAAGUCUAACCCGCCCGCCUGGCUGGCACUGCCAGUACAGCAGAAGAAGUGCCCACCACUUGGCGACACCCCGAGAAGUACUGAGAAGGAAAUUGGAUUCCUAUUUUACACACUUUUAGACGUUAAUUGGCGUCAUUUCACCUGCUGUCUCCGGACAGGGACGCGCGGUGUCCAGAGUGGCCGGAGAGUGGACAGGUAGUGACUGUCCACCAGGAAGUGACCGCCGACCUCCCGCAUCUCGCCGCGUCUCUCCUCCACUCCACUCCGCUCCUUUCUCCGCUGUCCUCUGACAGAUGGUGUGAAAGCGGCGGAAGGCAGAGCCGGACUACCCCCCGCCCUCACCACCAGAAGGGAGGCGCGCCACCACUUUGGCACUGAACUCCGACCGACCGCCCGGCCGCCGGUCACCGCAGAGCGCAGGAGCCGCUGGUCGUUGGAGUGAGAUCCACCGCGCAGGGGUCAGUUCGAGGGCCACAUUUGGGGCCAGUGCAGAGCGGUCACUUUGGGUCGGUUUUGUGGCCAGUUUGCGGCCGGUAUACAGGAGCAGCAGCAGCAGGAGGAGAGCCGACCCUUCCAGCGCCGCUCUCCGGGCGAUGCCAGUGUAAAUGCCAGGGCGAUGUCCCGACGCAAGCAGGGGAACCCGCAGCACCUGUCCCAGAGAGAAAUAACAGCGGAGGUUGAGCAUCCAGAUGGCGGCCUGCUCUCCGACUCUCUAUCCCUCCACACGCUCCGCCUCCCCCCUCACCCACUCGGCUUACCUCCCCACCCGUUGGACCCUAGUCUGGCCCACGCCCUGCCAUCCGGCCUCCACGUCGACCACGACCUGCUGACCUGCGGCCAGUGCCAGAUGACCUUCCCGCUGGGCGACAUCCUCCUCUUCAUCGAGCACAAAAAGAAGCAGUGCCAAACACCGCUGCUGGCCAAUGGCUGCUACGACAAGAUGACCGACCGGGGAGGAGGAGGAGGAGGAGGAGGGAGUCCCACUCUGCAGAACCUUCAUCACCAUGCACGCGGGGAGCUGAGGAAGGUGGUGGAGCCGGUGGAGAUUGGCAUCCAGGUGACACCGGAGGAGGAGGAGGAGGUGGAAAGACGUGAAAGGGGGGGGAGGACGCCCAUCAAAGGAAUUUGCCCCAAGCAGGAGAACACACCAGCAGUGCGAGGUCAGGAGAGGUUUCUGUUCUGCUCUUCAUGUCCCCCUGAUCAGCUGUCAGUCAGAGCCAAGUCUUCUCCCUGGAACUCCUGUGGUAGGGAUGAGCCUUCCAGCUACAUAUGUACCACAUGUAAGCAGCCCUUCCCCAGCGCCUGGUUCCUGCUGCAGCAUGCCCAGAACACCCAUGACAUCCGCAUAUACCUGGAGUCCAACCCCUCCAGCACCGCUCUCACCCCACGCAUCUCUAUGCCUCCACCCAUGGGCAACGACUCCAUCCCGCAGUCCCCUCUCACCAACUUCAUGGGGGACAACAACCCCUUCCACCUCCUGAGGAUGACGGGCCCCCUGCUCAGGGAGCCUCCUCCAGGUUUCAUGGAGAACCGGCUCCCUAACACGCCUCCGUUCAUCAGCCCGCCUCCCCGCCACCACCUGGACCCCCAUCGGCUAGAACGCCUUAGCGCAGAGGAAAUGGGCCUCAUCUCACAGCACCCCAGUGCCUUUGAGAGGGUGAUGCGGCUAACACCCAUGGCCAUGGAGUCGCAGUCCAUGGACUUCUCCAGGCGGUUACGUGAGCUCGCGGGGAACAACAACAGCACCACACCACCGUUGUCACCCAGCAGGGCCAACCCUAUGCACCGACUACUAAACCCCAACCCCUUCCAGCCUGGGCCAAAAUCGCCCUUUCUGAGCACCCCUCCCUUACCGCCGAUGCCCCCAAACAGCACCACCCCUCCCCAAACACAGAACAAGGUCAAGUCCUGUGAGUUUUGCGGUAAGACCUUCAAGUUUCAGAGCAACUUGGUGGUGCAUCGGCGCAGCCAUACUGGAGAAAAACCAUACAAGUGCCAGCUGUGUGACCACGCCUGCUCUCAGGCAAGCAAGCUGAAACGCCACAUGAAGACCCACAUGCACAAGGCUGGAUCCCUGACAGGGCGCUCAGACGAUGGACUGUCCACCACAAGCUCCCCAGAGCCAGGCACCAGCGAUGUCACAGGUGAGGGCAUGAAGAAUCGUGAUGGGGACUUCCAGGGGGAAGGCAAUGAGGAAGAGGAGGAAGAGGAGGAAGAAGAGGAACUUGAAAAUGAGAGUCGACCAGAAUCCAACUUUAGCAUGGAGUCUGAAUUCUACCGAAACAGGGAGAAUGGCGCGAAAUUGCCCUCAGAGGAGAAGUCAUCACUAGUCCUUGAAAAGAUGGUGGAAGGGGGGGGGCUCAACUCUAUACAGCAGUACAAUAAUUUAAUAGUUGACAAUCGUAAACGGAUGCCCUUCUCCAAGAGGGGCUCGGAUGGCCAGCGGGACACUGGGGAUGAGGACUCAGUGGUUGGGGAGAUGGGCCACCACCAGCGGGAAGAGAGGACAACCAUUAACGGCCGGAACUGUGGCUCCGGUGAUUCUUUCUCAGGCCUGUUUCCCCGUAAGCCCACCCCUAUCACCAGCCCCAGCCUGUCCAACUCCUCAAAUAAGAGGAUCAAGAUUGAGAAGGACUUGGACAUUCCCCCAGCACCCCAUAUUCCCUCUGAGAACGUCUACUCCCAAUGGUUGGUGGGCUACGCUGCCUCACGCCACUUCAUCAAAGACCCUUUCCUAGGCUUCACUGAUUCCAGACAAUCUCCUUUUGCCACGUCCUCCGAGCACUCGUCCGAAAACGGCAGCCUGCGGUUCUCGACGCCUCCGGGCGACCUGCUGGAUGGAGGCCUGUCAGGCCGCAGCGGCACCGCCAGCGGAGGCAGCACGCCUCAUCUCGGGGGAGGCCGGCCGAGCUCCAAGGAUAGCAGGAGGUGCGACACCUGCGAAUACUGUGGCAAGGUGUUCAAGAACUGUAGCAACCUGACGGUGCACCGGCGCAGCCACACUGGCGAGAGGCCCUACAAGUGUGAGCUGUGCAACUAUGCCUGCGCCCAGAGCUCCAAGCUCACGCGCCACAUGAAGACACAUGGCCAGCAUGGUAAGGAGGUCUACCGCUGUGACAUUUGCCAAAUGCCCUUCAGCGUGUACAGCACUCUGGAAAAACAUAUGAAAAAAUGGCACGGAGAACAUUUGAUGACAAAUGAGGUCAAAAUUGAACAAGCAGAGAGAACCUAAAGCAGGUUCUCAGUUUCCAUACGCUGCACCACACUUUGACUUUAAAAAAUAAACAAAAUGGGGUAGCUGGAUACUCUUUUUCUGAAAUAUUAAUUUUGGGUUAAUUUUGUGUUUUUAAGAAACUGCCAACUGAGAAAAAAAGUGAAAACAGAGAUUUUAACACCAAUUGAAGCUGUCCAAACUGCCUCACUUGGGGUUCCUUUUUAAACAAUCAGUCAGUUGAGUUAUAACAUAUGUGGAGCCUUUAACUGUGCAAUAAUUUCUGUAUUUAUUGGAUUUUGGAUUUUGGCAUGUGCAGGUACAUUAUUAUUUUGGCAUUUUUAAAAAAAAUGUUUUACUUUGAUUUUGCAUUAUUCUGUUGUUUUUUGUUGUUGUUUUUUUUUAACCCACAUGAUAUCCUGAGAGUUUUUUAGAGGACAAAAGUCAAUUUUAAGUAAUCUUUUUUGGCCGCUGCUUGUAGGAAAUUGUAUAUUAAGCUAAACGUGUGAUUUCUUGAAGAGAAACUGAAUUCAAUCUUCAAUUUGAAAGUGGCGUUAACUGAGAAUGCUAGAAUUAGUCUAUUUUGUGUGAAGAUGAUACGCGGACAACAAUCCUUUGGCACUGUAGCAUGAACUGAGUCAAAACAUGUCAAUGUAAUUGGAUAUGUAGCACUGAGCGUCAUAUUUGACAGUAAAUCUAAAAUCAAAGAGGAUCCCAAGGUUCAUAAACUCCUGAGAGCAUCAUUACCAACCAGAAGAAACAUUCUAGAUAAGGCAGCUGCUGACUGGUCGGUAGUACCGAGCCCUGACAACGCUACGACAACAAUCCCUCAUCUCUUCUGCUUUACACCUCCCACUCCACCACCCCUCCUACAUCUUACCUACAUUUUUACACUCAUGUAUUAUAUUUAGCAUGAAGCCAUAUGAUCUAGGCUAUAUUAUUUAUUUGGACUAAACUGAGCAUGAAGCCAUGCAAUAUGCGUAGAUAUAGAUAGAAGAAAGAGACAAGAAAGUGAUUACAGGGACAUCUCAGGGUGAGCUAUUCUACUUUUCUUGAUUUGCCCAUUCAUUCCUAUGCGUCCAGAAACAUUCCCAUUUCAUCACAUGCAGAAAUAACUAGGGGCAGCCCAAACUUGAUCCUCAGUGGUUAGACUCAUUUACACAGCUUCAUUGAAGUAGUGCAGAUGCCACUACUCAGCUAGAUUUCUGCAGAAAAUUUUAGUCUCACAUUUUAUUGUCGAGAUUUAUACAAAUCAACAGCCCUAUGCAUUUCUUUGUUACAAAUUGUUAAAAAGAAAUACAGUUAAUUUUGACUUGUAUUGUUAAAGUGAUUCUAUAAUUGUAUAAUCUGAAUAAUGAAGUCACCUCUCCAGGAAUAGGAAGUUUUACUGUUGACUGUGGGACAGUUUUGUGUAGAAGAGGAAAUAUAUAUAUAAGUGUGUGCUGAAGUAGUGAGACUAAUAUAGAGACAAGCAGCAUCAGUUCACUCCAUUCCUUUUUGUUCUGUUAUAUGCCAUAACCCCAGUUUUCUUUAGGGGCCCAUCCAUCUCCAUAGUGGCACUUUUUGUUCUUUUUAAUUCAGAUCUGAUUUGAAUGUUGUCAAUGUAAAAUUCAGAGCUCUUAACAACAGACCCACACUUUAUGAUUUUUCCAUGUGACACACACACAGAGUUGGAAAGAAAAGGUACUAAAGGGUCUAGAGCUUGGGAUCUCCUGACGCUAAAGUGCCCAGGGUUGUUAGGCUAGGCUUUCCCAAUGCUGGCACUAUAAAAUUUAAAUGAAUGAAUAAAUAAAUAAAUACUUUAUUUGGGACAGUUUUUAUACUGCCAUUCAAAUUUGACAUGAGUGUGCCUUGAAUAAUGAUCUUCCUAUUUAUUGUCUCAGACAAAUGCAACACUUUUUAUGAAGCAGCAAAUUGAACAAGAGAAAAAAAAAUGCAAAAUUGUGUUCACUUUAACUUGUAAUUUGACAUUUCAACAGAAAUGUUUAAAUCAGUACAAAUGAAACAAUGCUGAGUAUAGAUUUGGGAGUACCCAGCACAAUAUCAAUGUGUCUGUGUGUGUAUAUAUGUAUGCAUAUGUACAUAUAAAGGCACAAACCUAUAUAUAGAUAUAUAUCAAAUUCCUCACUCAUAGGACAAGAGUCUGUCCCACAACAGAAAAAUUCCAGGAGUGGACAAAAGCCUCACAAAAAGUCAAGGAAGAGACUCGACAAAAAUCAGGAAAUGCAGAACCUAAAAAAAAAAGAAUUUAGUGCACUCUGUCUUAAAAUAAGUUUACAGUAUUGAAACAAGUACAAGGGUAAAAUAAUAUUUGUGUGUAUGUGUGUUUUAAACAAUUGAGUAUUUUUUUUCCAGGUUUGCUUACAAGGUUUCUCUGAAUGCCAUAGUGGCGAUGUGUAUAUUGUUUCUUUUUCUUUUUCUUUUCUUUCUUUUUUUUUUUUUUGGUGACGGGGUUUUAGUAUAUAUAUAUAAAUAUAUAUGAAUAUAUAUUACAUUUUUCUUGUUUACUGUAAAAGUAUACCAGUAUUUGUAAUAUUGGACAAUGCCUGGGCAUUUUACAAAAAUAGAAAAAAUGUUGUUUUUUAUUUUUAUUUUGCAGUCCAAUUUAAAUUGUGGGUCUCUUAAACUGUUUUUGUCACUGUAACUGUAAAAGUCUUAAGUUUUAGUAACUUUUAUUCUGCCUUGGGUGUAAUGAAAUAAAAAAUAAACAAAUUAAAAAAUGACUGAGCUGUAACAAACUUGGAUUUGGUGGUGGGAUGGCUGUAGGGGUGAGUGUGGGGUGGGGGGUGGAUGGGUUUUCUCCCUUAGAAACAACAGAACGUUGGUUCUGCUUUUCAGGAAAAACACACUGAGAAUCCUGACUUGUAACUAUUUUUCUUCUUCUAGAAUGGAUUAUUCUUCAUGGAUGGUUUGAAAUACAUGUGUAGGCACUUGCUGUAUUUCCUAAGAAGCUUGUCUUUUUUAACUUGUAGGCUAUGUGCAUCCUUUUGUGAAUAGGGUACUCUGAGUACCUCAGGAUGUCCUGGUGCAGGGGGAGAGAGACUUCAUGCCAAUGACAAGAUACAACUCACAGCCUGCCACAAGCUAUUUUUCCUCUCAUUGGGCAGAAUACAUAACCUGAUGAAUUUGUAUUGUUGUAAUGAAUCACGAUGUACAGAAGGGGAUCAAAAGGUUGUUUUAACGGCCUUUUAGUGACAAAAACACGAGUCAAUGUUUUGUUUACUGCUCCAUUGGUUGUACAUAGUUUUCUAUGACUACGCUGUUUUCCUUUGUUUGACCUUUUUUUUCCCUUUUUAUUUGUUUGUGAUUUCUAACUAGCACUGGCAGUGACUUCCUGUGUCUGGGGUGGGGUUGGUGGGUUAUUCUGUUUGACCUUUGUGACCUCCAUGUCAGUUUUCAGGCACAUGCCUCCUCCGUUGAUAUUUCCAGGCAUGAGAACAGAGCACAAAUACAAGCUGUUACAAUUCUUCA